CUUCGACUGGUUACUUCCUGUACAGCGGCUGUUUUCCUGCGGGAGAAAAUAACGUCUACUGAAAGGAGGAAAACACCGACCUGUCCGUACACCGUGUUCACCUGCUGACACAGCCGCGGAGAGAUGACCACCGGAGGGGCGGGUAGCUAGCUGACCGGUAAAGCGACUCCACCGCUCGCCCUUUUGGAUUCAGAAACAGACACUAACGCAGCGUUUAAUCUGCCAGAAGAGACACAACAAACCAUCGAUAUGUCAAAAUACACCAGCUUCCCAGAGCCGAUGGACGACCACAACCCUUUUCAAGACCCUGCAGUGACUCAACACAGCAGCAACACAGGAUAUGCCACACUGGACCUUUAUAACCCAUUUGAUAAUAAUACCACCGGGCCUCCGCCUCCAUACGAAGCCACUUCUCCUUCUGCGCCGUCUGUGCCUGCGCAGACCCCACCCAGCAGGACGACCCCCACUGAGCCUCGAAACUAUGGCUCCUAUAAUAACUCGCAGACUGCGGUGAACGCGACCACAGCGGAGCUCCUGAGGAAGCAGGAGGAGCUGGAGAAGAAAGCGCGGGAGCUGGAGAGGCGAGAGAGGGAGCUGGAGUCACACAGCCUGGGACCUGGAGCCUCCCGUCAGAAUAAUUGGCCCCCACUGCCUUCAUUCUGCCCCGUGGGCCCCUGCUUCUACCAGGACAUCAAUGUGGAGAUCACUCAGCGCUUCCAGCGAACCGUCACCAUCAUGUACUACUUCUGGAUGUUCUGCACUUGCACGCUGCUCUUCAACCUGAUCUCCUCCCUGGCCAUGUUCUGCGUGGACCCCUCGGGUGGUGUCGGCCUGGGCCUCGCCAUCCUCUGGGGCCUCCUCUUCACCCCCUGCUCCUUCGUCUGUUGGUACCGACCUGUGUACAAAGCCUUUAGGAGUGACAGCUCCUUCAAUUUCUUCGUCUUCUUCUUCGUCUUCUUCGCCCAAGUGGUUGUCUCCGUCAUCAUGACUAUCGGUAUCCCUGGAUGGGGUUUCAGCGGGUGGAUCGUGAGUCUGGCUGCUCUGAAGACCAGUGUCCCCGUUGGAGCGAUCAUGAUGAUAAAUGCCAUCCUCUUCACCGCCCAAACUGCCAUGGGGGUUGUCAUGCUGAAGAAGGUCCACAGUCUGUACAGGCAGACCGAUGCCAGCUUUCAGAAGGCCCAGGCCGAGUUCGCCACCGGAGUCAUGUCCAAUCAGGCCGUACGCCAGGCCGCUGCCACUGCUGCCACCAGCGCUGCCACCAGCGCUGCCCAGGGGGCCUUCACCGCACCUCGAUAGAGAGGGACGUGAGGGGUUGGGAGGGUAAGACAUGAAGGCGGAGAAGGGCCCUUUCAGCUUGAUAGAGGAUCUGUUUGGUAUUUAUUUCCCCACUGGUGAUUAGAAUUUGAUUGUUGCGGGGGAAGCUGAGUCUGUAUAAUUACCCGUCAGCGACUGAACUUCAGGGCACGUGCAUGAGACAGAGGGGAGGUUGUCUAAUUUUUAAAAAGGUGUACAGGACAAGUUCACUGCAUUUCCAAAACGAGUCAACGAAUAAUGCGUGUUGAUUCAAAAAACAGGAAGAAGGUGUGAAAUGUGAAAAGAAGCUGAAGCUGUAUGAAAUUUAGCGCAAUCGUACCAAGUGUCGGUGAAUGCAGGGAUAAUGUUUUGGGUUUUUUUUUUGGUAUAUAAGAAGAAAAGUUGUGUGCCAAGUCGGACAGCUCUAGCCUUGUUGACUUUGAAAUGACUCGGAUGUACAUUGUGUUUAUGAGGAGCCAUGUUCGUUUGAGUCGCAGCUGAACACUGAAAUGUUGCCAUUCUAACAUUUGAUCCACAACUGUGUGGCUCAACUUUGGCCAGCGCUUAGAUUUUUUUGUUGCUUACUUGUAAACUAACGAUUUGUUUUGUUAUCACUUCAAAUGAGAAUGCCUAUUUACCUUAUUGCCAAAACAUCUCAUACUGUAAAGAUUAUGAACAUGUAUUGUUUCGAUUACAAUAUAUUUGUCACUGCUCUGGUGGUGCUGCUUGUGGUUCUUAUGAUUAUUACAGGUCUUGGUUUUAAUAAAAAUAUAUUGUCAUGCUUGCACAGUC
Molecule: messenger RNA, 2085 nt
Organism: Plectropomus leopardus (leopard coralgrouper)
Lineage: Eukaryota; Metazoa; Chordata; Actinopteri; Perciformes; Serranidae
Gene: scamp3
Product: secretory carrier membrane protein 3
Biological process (GO): protein transport
Cellular component (GO): recycling endosome membrane; trans-Golgi network membrane
Source: RefSeq, a predicted model, not a curated record